Messenger RNA from Stegostoma tigrinum, 4744 nucleotides. RefSeq names its product protein FAM167A-like. Lineage: Eukaryota; Metazoa; Chordata; Chondrichthyes; Orectolobiformes; Stegostomatidae. The record is from RefSeq and is a predicted model, not a curated record. Bases 433 to 930 code for a protein of 165 amino acids. The transcript is spliced from 2 exons.
UGGGGAGGCACCGGGGCGAGUCACGCCUAUCACUAAAUUCAGGAAAUUCUUACAAAGGGCUGUUCUGGCAGGGUUUUGAGUCAUUGAGGCGGCGCCUUGGCUUUCAGCUGAAGUUUGUAGAGGUAGAUGCGUACAGCACAGGGGCACGGUUGGGUUUGAUGUCGCCACUGAAUCUGGUUCCCAGCGCCCUUACAAUGAAGGACCCUUUGAGAGAGGGAGCAGGAUCUACCUUAGUGUGCCGAUAUUCCUGCUCCUCUGUGUCUAGGUGUGUGUGAGUCUCUGUGUGCUUUUCUGAAUCUGUGUCACCGAGUGUGGCGUGUGUGUGUCUGAGUGUGUGUGUGUGUGUGUCUGUGCGUCUGAGUAUCUGUGUGUGUGUGUGUGUGUGUACUUGUGUCUGAGUGUGAGUGCGUGUGUCUGUGUGUGUGUGUGUCGAUGCCCGCAGUGGGUCAGCUGGCGGACACACAGACGCCGACUUCCCCAGUAGCCGCGCUCUCAGGCUGGCUGCCAGAGAGAAGCUCCUCCAACAUGGACCUGCUGCUGAUCAAACUGAAGGAUUUCUCCAGCAAACCUGACAGGUUCCCGGGCGGCGGAGGCAGGAGCAGCCCGCCCGCCCUCUGGAAACGGCAGAGCUGCUCCGGUCCCGAAUGGGAUCCGCGGGCCCGGGGCCAGAAGAUGGAUAUGGAGAAGGCUCUGGAGUGGCUGAAAUCCGAGCUGAUGGAAAUGCGUUUCCAGAAUCAGACUUUGGUGAAACAGUUGAUGGAGCUUCACGUUGGGAUUCAGGGGCUAAAGAAGGAAUAUGAUAGUGACCAAGAUCCGUCAGCCUCGGAGAGUGAUAAUGAGGAGUCUGGGAAUGGCAGCAGCCUAAAUCGCUCUCACCCUGACCAUAAACAGCUGGCCCAGAGGGAGAACCGCAGGAACUCAGUGCCCUGAGUAAACUUGCACUAGUGAGGUGUAGAGUGGAAUAAUUCAUGUCUACAUAACUUAAUGUGUUUUUGUAACUGAGACAUUGACAAGUGCCACACGACUACUGUCGACUAUGUUGAAUGCUGUAUGUUUUGUAACAUUGUUCUUUUGCUCUAAAGUACAACUUAUUUCAUCUUAUAUAAAAGGCACAUUUGGAACUCAUGGAACUUACAAAACAGCAAGAUCAUAUCCAUUAUUUUUAGCAAAGCAAAAAGUGAAAUGCACCAAAUGGUCUAUUCAAACAAUGUUUUGUAUGAACCUUGGUUUCUUAACCCUUAAAUAGAAGGACAUUAGUGAAUACAGAAAAAUGCUAUCCUGCUCCACCAUUACCACUUGUUAAGGUUGUCAAUGAUGAGCUCAUAUAGCUUUCAUGAACUGUAAAAUCACUUGGAAAAACAAGUCAGUCAGCAGGAACUUACACAUGUGAUAAUGGGAACUGCAGAUGCUGGAGAAUCCAAGAUAACAAAGUGUGGAGCUGGAUGAACACAGCAGGCCAAACAGCAUCUCAGGAGCACAAAAGUUGACGUUUCGGGCCUAGGCCCUUCAUCAGAGAGGGGGAUGGGGAGAGGGAACUGGAAUAAAUAGGGAGAGAGGGGGAGGCGGACUGAAGAUGGAGAGAAAAGAAGAUAGAUAGAGAGGAGAGUAUAGGUGGGGAGGUAGGGAGGGGAUAGGUCAGCCCAGGGAAGACGGACAGGUCAAGGAGGUGGGAUGAGGUUAGUAGGUAGGAAAUGGAGGUGCGGCUUGAGGUGGGAGGAAGGGAUGGGUGAGAGGAAGAACAGGUUAGGGAGGCAGAGACAGGCUGGAUUGGUUUUGGGAUGCAGUGGAUGGAGGGGAAGAGCUGGGCUGGUUUUGGGAUGCAGUGGGGGGAGGGGAGAUUUUGAAACUGGUGAAGUCCACAUUGAUACCAUUGGGCUGCAGGGUUCCCAGGCGGAAUAUGAGUUGCUGUUCCUGCAACCUUCGGGUGGCAUCAUUGUGGCAGUGCAGUAUCUGCUUGUGAAGCACCAUGACAACUUCAGUAGUAACCUCAGAGAAGCAGGAUCGAUAACCAUUUUUGCAGUUUCACUGGGGUUUCUGCUGGUAUUACAAUAGCUGGUUUGAGGAACCCCAAAGAAAAUUUUACUCCUGUGAUUUAUGGGAAUCUUCCAAAAAGUCACAUGCAGCAGUUACAGAAGUAAAUAAUAUAAAGGAGUAGGAAUCAGAUUUAGUAUUAACUUCCAAAAAGAAUUGAACAUACACUUGAAAAGGGAAAGGAUUGGCAGGGUUCUGGGAAACAGCUGAGGAGUACUACUAAUAUGUUCGUGGAAUAGAAUUCCUACAGUGUGGAAACAGGCUGUUUGGCCCAACAAGUCCACACCAACCACAGAACAUCCCACCCAGACCCAUUCCCCUAUAAACCCACAUAAUCUACACAUCCCUGGACACUAUGGGCAAUUUAGCAUGGCCAGUCCACCUAGCCUGCACAUCUUUGGACUGUGGGAGGAAAUUGGAGCACCCAGAGGAAACACCCACAGACGCGGGGAGAAUGUACAAACUCCACACAGACAGUCACCUGAGGGUGGAAUUGAACCCAGGUCCCUAGCGCUGUGAGACAGGAGUGCUAAACACUGAGCCACCAUGCCACCUGUUUUAACAGUUGGCAGCAGUGUUAGCCCUUUCAUAAAGUAUAAGGGGUGAAUGGCCUCCUGUUCUAUGUGAUUCUGAAUUUUCUGACCAACAGCAAGGGUAGCCAAGUCCAAUGCUUCCUUCAAUCCCAAAAGAAACAUUUUUAGCAUCAAUUAGCAGAUAUAAGAGGACACAGUGCCUUUUGGGCAAAGUGAUACUUGAAUUUUUUGGAAGAAUGAUAAGCUCUUAAACUGUAGUUAAAAAGGUGCGUUCUUUUCAUUAAAUUUCAUAGUGUUUGUAAGAUACAAAACUUGUUUAUCUGUUUUCUGCUUAGAGCUGUUCAAGUCUACAUGAGGAUGAAGCAGUAACUAGGAAGUGAAGUGUUGCAUGGCUGCAUUGCCAAACAUCGAGGUGCAGGAUGAAAAUUAGAAAUAUUCUUACCCUCAGAAGAAGCUGAUCCUGAAGAGACUGGAAUGAGGCAGCACUUGUUUAAUGGCAGCUUCAGUGGUGCUUCAUUCUGAAAGUACUGUCAUACAAGUUCACAAUCAAGGCUUGAUGAACUCUCAGCAAAGUCAUAGAAUCAUAGAAUCCCAAUAGUACAGAAAGAAGUCAUUCGGCCCAUUGAGUCAAUGCUGGCACUCCGAAGUGCAUCGCACCCAGACCCAAACCUACCAUCUCAUUCCCAUAACUCAUAUGGGGAUUUUACCGUGCCUAAUCACCAAGCCUCCGCAUCUCUGGACACUCUGGGCAAUUUUUAGCAUGGCCAAUCCACUUAACUGGCACAUCUUUGGACUGUGGGAGGAAACCCGCGAGGAUGCAGGGAGAACAUGCAAACUCCAUACAAUCGCCCAAGGAUAGAAUGAAAGCCAGGUCGCUGGCACUGUGAGGCAGUCGUGUUAACCACUGUGCUGCCCAUCACUAUCAUUGAUGUUGCAACUAUAAUUAUAUAAAUGACUAGGAUAGAAAAAGGCUAGUCAGCCUUGAUGGUCCAUGCUGGUAUCCAGGCUCCAUAUAAGUUUCCUAUUCUAUUUCACCUUACCCUUAGGGUCCAUAUUUCUAUUCCAUUUUCCUGAUGUACUAACCAAUGGUGUUUGGCUCAAAUAUUCCACAUAGUGGCAAGUUCCCAUUUCAAAUUGUUCUGAGAAGUCUGUGGCCAGCAGGGAUCAGGGCUGGCACAUUUGCUGCUUGUUGUUUAUAUUAACAGCUUGGAUAUGAAUAUAGAAGGUACAAUUUGUAAGUUUGUAGGUGAGAUGAAAAUUCGUGGCAGUGUUGACAGUGAGGAGGAUGGCCUCUGGCCACAGUCUGAUAUUGAUCAGUUGAUAAAUUGGGCAGACCAAUGGCAAAUAGAAUUUAAUCCUAUAAGUGUGAGGUUACGCAAUUUGGGAAGUCUAUUAAGGGAAGGAUUUACACAAGGUCUCUUGGGAGUACUGAGGAACAAAGAGACCUUGGCAUAGAAUAUAGGAGCAAGAAAGUCUUGUUACAGUUUUAUAAAACAUUAGUUAGGCCACAGAUAGAAUACUGUGCGCAGUUCUUAUCAGAAGGACGUGAUUGCACUGGAGAGGGUUCAGAACAGAUGCACCAGGAUGUUGCCUUGGAUGAAAAGUCUCAGUUAGGAGGACAGAUUGGAUAGGCUGGGUUUGUUUUCCUUGGAGCACAGGAGGCUGAAACAGUAUCUGAUUGAGGUACACAACAUUAUGAGAGGAACAGACAGAGUAGAUUGUGAGAAUUCCUUCCCUGUGCAGUAAUGUCUCAGAUCAGAAGGUAUAAGUUUAAGGUGAAGAGCAAGUGGCUUAGACCAGAUCUGAGAAAAAGAUAUUUCACUCGGAGGGUGGUGGAAAUAUGGAACAUGCCGCCUGGGGUGUAGUUGAGGCAGGUACUCUCUCAACAUUGAAGAAGCAUCCGGAUGAGUACUUAAAACGGCAAGGCAUAGUAAGCUAUGGCCCAAGUGCAGGUAAAAGUGAUUAGUGAUGUUUGGUGUUGGUUGGUAUAGACAUGGUGGGCCUAAUGGCUUGUUUCUAUGCUGUAUGACUCCAUGAAUCUAUGAGAUAAAGAACUGAAUGGGAGCUGCACCUGUGUCAUGUGCUGGAUAUAAAUCCAAUAUUCAGAUCUAGUGCUCCAGUCGCUGCUCAUUGGAGUGUGUGGAGUAGAGCCCCCAAACCCAACCUUUGAUUCUGAAUUC